This is a messenger RNA of Zea mays, 905 nucleotides long. Its product is annotated as glutathione S-transferase T3-like. The transcript has 3 exons. The coding region runs from base 48 to 905 and encodes 285 amino acids. The record is from RefSeq and is a predicted model, not a curated record. Lineage: Eukaryota; Viridiplantae; Streptophyta; Magnoliopsida; Poales; Poaceae.
UAGUUCAAUAUGUUGUAUUUUUUGUGCGAGUACCUUCAUUGUACGGCAUGGGUACCGACUGGAACCAAGUUAUGGCACAAUAUGGAAGUUACCUAUCCGAGGAUGAUGCCACUCAGUUUCAGAACACUGCAUUUGCUCCUUCGCCUGAGAUACCAGCCCAGGGAUCACCAGCACCACCUCUAGUGAAGAAGGCUCCUCAACGCACAAAGCUAGCAAAUUUCACGUCUGAAGAGGAUAUGAGGGUUUGUCAAGCUUGGUUGGCUGUGAGUUGUGAUCCCAUUGUGAACACUGGUCAGAAGCGUCAAGGAUUUUGGAAUCGGAUUACAGAGGCAUACAACUCUCGCAGAGGAUCAAUGCCAGAGAGGUCUACAAAAUCUCUCAUGAGCAGGUGGGACAGUAUCAAAACUCAAUGUUCUACAUUUGCUGGAUACAUGAUGGCUGUGCUUCGACAAAACCCAAGUGGCAUGACUGAUGCAGAUAAGACAUCUCUUGCGGCUACUCGGUUUGCUGCUGUUGAAAAGAAGCCCUUCCAUUUCUUACAUUGUUGGUCCAUAUUGAAGGAUCAACCAAAAUGGAUGGACCAGCACAUGGGUAACCAAAAUCCUCCACCGAACCCUAUUGCUACCCAAUCAAAUACUAUUGACUUAGAUGCUGCUUCAACUGAGGAGAAGAAGUUGGAGUUCAUGAAGAAACAGGAGAGGCAGAAACUCAUAUUGGAGAGGAAGAAGCUUAAUCUAGAGAAGAUGAAGAUGGAACGACAAAAGGUGAAGGAGGAGACGGAACAGGAGGUUCUGAUAUUGAGCAUGGAUUUGACAAAAUGUAACCCCCUCCUUCGACAGUACUAUGAGGCGAAACAACAGGAGAUUCUGGCAAGGGUUACUGGAAGCUCGUCGUCAAGCAAGUGA